Messenger RNA from Anarrhichthys ocellatus (wolf-eel), 3994 nucleotides. It is a transcript of the gene adat1, whose product is annotated as adenosine deaminase tRNA specific 1. Gene Ontology annotation, molecular function: RNA binding; tRNA-specific adenosine deaminase activity; adenosine deaminase activity. The transcript has 9 exons. Gene Ontology annotation, biological process: tRNA processing. The coding region runs from base 158 to 1591 and encodes 477 amino acids. Lineage: Eukaryota; Metazoa; Chordata; Actinopteri; Perciformes; Anarhichadidae. The record is from RefSeq and is a predicted model, not a curated record.
AGUAACCUUUUCGUUUUCUCGAGAAGCCUCCAAGUAGACUUGCUGGCCCAACUUAAUCACAAAUAAUAUUCAUAUAUUGUUAAUGUGAUACCGUGGCUGUAACGUUUAUUUUUUAAUGCCCGUCUGCCUCCACUAACACGUGCCUGUCCGGUUUAACAUGGUGCACGCGGAUGAAAUUGCCAAAUUGUGCUACGAGCGUUUCAACCAGCUUCCCCGGAGAGGGAAGCCUGAGCCGGGCAGAGAGUGGACCCUGCUGGCUGCUGUGGUCCAAAUCACCCGGUGUGCUGACUCUGACACAGUUAAGAAGGAGGUUGUGUCCCUGGGAACUGGGACCAAAUGUAUUGGACAGACGGCUAUGAGUCCCAAAGGUGAGAUACUUAAUGACAGCCAUGCAGAAGUCAUUGCUAGGAGGGGAUGCAUCAGGUACCUGAUCCAGGAGCUGAACAGGGCCGUGAGUGGUGGGGACAGCUCUGUGUUUUGUCAGGCAGAUCAGCAGGGGAAGUGGAGGCUUCGACCCGGAGUUGUCUUCCUCUUCUUCACCAGUCACACUCCCUGUGGUGACGCCGCCAUCAUCCCCAUGAUUGACAGUCAGUCUCAGCCCUGCCCUCCUGUCUCGUCUGUAAAGAGCCACAAAGAAAAUGAUGGAAGAGGAGACCUGAAAAGGGGAGCUGAGGAACCAAGUGAAGGAAAACACAUUAAACUGCCCCGUCUGGAUCUAGAGGAUGGAGGAGACACAAAACAAUCCCUCCUUCCUAAUUCCCCGAAAAGUGAAGAUCCAUCGCAGAGUCACUCUGCAAAAACACCAGACGUCCUACCUAGCGUAGGACGUCUGGCCCCCGUCCCAGAUGUUCACAGGACGGGGGCCAAGUGCGUCUCAGGCGGCCCAGCCGACCCCCUGCACCCCGGGUUGGGGUACCACAGCACAGGGGUGCUCCGGGUAAAGCCCGGGCGAGGAGAGCCGACCCAGUCCCUCUCCUGCAGCGACAAGCUGGCCCGCUGGGGGGUGCUGGGUUUCCAGGGCGCGCUGCUGUCCCACUACCUGCAGGAGGCACUCUACUUCAGCACUGUGGUGGUGGGGAAGUGUCCAUACAGCCAAGAGGUCAUGCAGAGAGCUUUGGUUACAAGGUGCUCCCAUGUGUGGGACCUCCCUGCUGGUUUCUCUGUGUGUCCACCUGAGCUGCUCCAUUCCAGCCUGGAGUUCCCCUUCAGCCAGGCCCAGACCGAGCUCCGACACCAGGCGGGACAGGGACGCAUCUCGCCCUGUGGAGCAGCCAUCAGCUGGUGUAACGUGACCAAGCGGCCAAUAGAUGUCACCGCCAACGGCUACAAACACGGAGUCACCAAGAAGGCCUUGGGCACAGCUAAAGCCAGGUCUCUCCUGUGUAAACUGGAGCUUUUCCAUUCCUUCCUGUCUGUGGUGGCGGCCACUGAUCCCGGAGCACUUCCUGACUCCCUCAGGAGAACAGAGUUGAAGAUGUACUGGGACUUCAAGCAGGCUUCCCGCUUGUAUCAGCAGGCCUGGCAGCAGCUGCACAGCCAGGCGUUCCCUCUGUGGCCACGCAGUGACAGAGAUCUGCUGCUCUUCCACUGAAACGCUGCUCUGCAACUGAAAAUGUCCUUGUCGGUGGUCCAACUUGCCCAGUUGGGUUCAGCUGGUCAGUGAGGUUUGAGGUCUGGAUAAAUAUUGUCUGGCUAUUUUUGACUGUCCACUGCCCAGGGGGCCACUGCUUGAGGACACCCUGCUCCCUCAUUCCGUUCACAAGAGGUUGACGACGGCCGCUCAGUGUCCUCAUGUUACGUGUUGUGUUUUCUCCCCUCCUGCCCUUCCUUUUUUUCUCUCUCCCUCAGUCUCCUAUCCUAGCAAACAGGCGAUUGGAUUCCACCUGUGGGGGCCGGUUGUGCUGAUUGGUGGGUGGCACCAGCGGCAGGCUGGCCAAUCGGCAGAGGGAGAGCCGCAGAUAAAAGGCAGGAAGCCUCGGAGUUCAGGAGGACUUCACUUCAUACUGGGUUUAUGUCACUUCUGAGAACUGAACUUGUUAGUGUUUGUGGUGAGAGGUUGCGGACAGUAGGUGAGUCUGGGGUACCCUGUACAUUGGCGCACACGUAGGAUUUUCUGUGUCUAGAUGCACUAGGCUUAUUGGUCGGUGCCUCAUCUGUAUUUGGGUUUUGGUCGAGCACAUUUAGAUAAGUUAGAGAAGACAUUUUGUUUGUUGAUUUCAGAGGUUAGUUAGUUAGGCCAAGUUCUGUUAUCAAUUGUUUGGCACGACCACACCUGUCCCAUCCUCUCCCAAAUCUUGUGUUGAGACUCGCUCAUCUUUAACUGUCAGUGAGCAUAAUAAAUAUUGUUUAUGGUACACAAGCUAUUUGUUUUUCAUUUGGGUUGUUUUGUGUUAGUCCCUAAAUCCUUCCCCUGGACAACAGAGAAGGGACGUAACACCUCAGAUGAAGGUUUUAUUUUCACAAUGUGUGUGACAUGUAGCGACUGCAGCCGGCUAGUGUUCGGGUUGUGAAAACACAGCUGGACGUCUUUGUAUUCUCCUCCCACAGUCAUUCUGCUGAGGUAAACCGACCACAAUAAUGAUUACACGCGUGUCUGUAUUCGGCUUGUGAUGACCUGUAAACCUGACCAGGGUGCUUCCCGUCCUCUUGUUCUUUGUCGUAAAGACAAAGAACAAGUUGAACCUGCAUAUUUCUGCACAACAGUUAUGUCCCUCAUCGAAGACCGGAUACUAAAUCCCCGUAGGGAUUGAGGAUCAGUUGUGUUAUUGCUUUAGCUCAGCAGAUUCCACUGACGAGUAACGACCCACUUGGCUCGGCGAACACUGAACAGCAUGUUGCAAGUUACGACAAAGGAGCUUUGCACUGUGUAUUUAAUGUCAUUUUCUUUCCUCUGCAGAGGGUUUAAGAAAUUUAGUUUCUUUUAUGAAUUCUUUUACUUUCUAAAGCCUGAAAACAGAGCCAAGAGGAGGUGCAGAAAACUAUCUUUUAUCUCAAACCACUUGAAUUACAACAUGCCGAAAGGUUAUUACGGAAUAUUUCCCCAAUGACCGCCCCCCAAAACCAGCUUUGAGUUAUUGCAAUUCCUCCGUUGAACUUGAGUGUCUGUACAAAAUUUCAUGGCAACCCAUCCAAUAUUAAUUGAGCAUGGCUACACUAGUAUUAUGUGUAGCCAUGUAAUAAAGUUGGGAAUGAAUAUCCAGUGUAUACAAACUGAAUUACUUACUGUGGUUGAGACUCCUCCUGUCCAUCCUCCUCCAAAAAUCUCACGGGGCUUUCCUCUCCCUGGUAGAGCUCCUCGACAUUUUUCCUUCCACUAUUUACAAAAUGACUACCGAAAAAUACGAAUGGUGGCAAAAAAACACUCCAAAACUCUCAGAAACAAUACUAAUACUACUGUUUACAACACCGAAACCAUUUGGAUGCAAUUGUUUUGUGGGAAAGGAUGUACACACCGCUGAAACACUGCUACAAUACUCAAAAGUUGUACUCACUCAGCUGCUGCGUUUCCUGCUCUGCUCACUUCCACCCCUCCCCCACAGCCAAUCCCGGCACUGGUUUCUACCAAUAAUACCGUAAUGUACCAUAUAUCACUGGAAAGCUCCGCUUCUCAGCUUUCAGAAUCCGUUGGAAUUACGUUGAUAGCGUUAGUGGUUGAGUAGUUACGGUAAUUAUGCAUGCCACUUUCUGUCUCCAGCGACAGGGUUCGUUUUAGAAGGGUUCUAAAUUGAAAUUACCAUAAUUUGUCUCAGAUUUCCUGAAUGAUUGUUUUAUGGUUGGUUCCAUCAGAUCGUACCAUCACAUGUUUGAUCUUUCUUAUUAUUUAUUACAGGAAAUAGAUGUUGAACUGUAUGCUGACCUGUCUUUGGUUCCUUUUUUUGUUUCAACCAUUACAGACCUACUGUCUAAUAUAAUUGAGAUAUAUAUAUAAUGUUUGGAAAACAUUUCCGCUUUCUUCUCAUUUACAAAAAAAAGACAAAAAUCCACCAUCCAUCCA